Molecule: messenger RNA, 819 nt
Organism: Contarinia nasturtii (swede midge)
Lineage: Eukaryota; Metazoa; Arthropoda; Insecta; Diptera; Cecidomyiidae
Product: histone H3-like 1
Exons: 3
Coding region: 79-819 (246 amino acids)
Cellular component (GO): nucleosome
Molecular function (GO): protein heterodimerization activity; structural constituent of chromatin; DNA binding
Source: RefSeq, a predicted model, not a curated record
GUCAUUGAAAUCAGUUAUUAUAAUUGAAUUUCUAUUCGUUUUAUUAUUUUCCAUUUAAUCAGAAGAAGAAAAAUAAGAAUGUCCAGAAUACACUUUAACCCACCACCACCAAACGGUGGACAAAUGCAAUCGUCAUCAUCUGAAAAUAAUCCAGACUUUCUCGGUCUUCCACCGUCAAGUGAACCAAGUGAAUCCAACGAAUCAUCUGAAGAUAAUGAAACUGACUUUCUUGGCCGACGACCGUCGCGUGAACCAAGUGAAUCUAACGAAUCAUCUGAAGAUACUGAAACUGACUUUCUUGGCCGACGACCGUCGCGUGAACCAAGUGAAUCUAACGAAUCAUCUGAAGAUACUGAAACUGACUUUCUUGGCCGACGACCGUCGCGUGAACCAUCUGAAUCAUUUUCAGACCAGUCGAAUCGAGGCAAUCAAGGAACUGUAACAGUUGAGAGACCAUCAAGACCAAAACGACCUCAAGGACCACCACUACCAAAGUAUCCAAUCCGACGCAAUUAUAAGCCAUUUUUGAAGAAUAUUAUAAGAUUACAACGAGGCCAUAACUUGUUGAUUCCUCGUUUGCCCUUUCAACGAUUGGUUCGAGAGAUCAUGCACGAGAUAAAUCGAGAAAUUCGUCUUCAAUCAACUACAUUGGAAGCAUUGCGGGAAAGUACCGAAAUGUUUAUGGUUUCAGUGCUUGAAGAUGCAUACGUAAUUUGCCGGCAUUGCAAACGGGUUACGGUAACGGAUAAACACAUAAAGCUGUUGGCGGCCGUUGACCAUACAAGACAACCUCUUAUGUAUGAAAACAUAAAAUUUUAA